UUUUAGUCUGCGUCGAAAUAUGGGGAGGGAUUCUGCUGUCCUGACAGUGGUAGGCAAGUCAUUCCACCACUGAGGAACCAGAACGGAAAACAGGCGUGAACGUGCAGCUCGACCGCCAGGUGCACGUAGAGAGGGAACCAUAAGGCGACCAGAGCUGGCAGACCGGAGUGGUCUAGCUGGGGAGUAGGGUGUAAUAUUUUAACACUAAAAUACUAUCAAGGAAAACACAACAAAGUUGUGAAAAAAGACUCAAUAUAAGAAAUUAUACUUAGCAAUACAGUAUAUUUUUAUACAAUAUUAUUAUUUCUUGAACCUUUUUCUUUGGUAAAUGCAGUACAACAGAAGAUUGCCAGUGAGGUGAGAGGUGAGGAAGAUUUGGAAGUUAAAAAGCAGGCAAAUAUUUCUCUAGUCGAGAGACAGAAAGGAGAUUUUAAGAAUCGUCGCAGGACUGGAACGCUUGUUAAGUGGUGGGACAGAUAGACAGACAGGAGGCUGUUUGGCUAAUUGGACGCAGGACGCUAAUGAAGCCUUAUGCUCUUCAGCUCAGCAGAGAUGACGGGGACUGCUUAUGGGAGAUAAUCAUCUAAUAAACCAGAUGACAAGUUUUACUUUUUACUUCUUUAGUAGAGUCUCCAAACUCCGAAGUAAAACGAAUUUUUUCCCAACGCAAGGGGAGGGUCAUGCUGUAAAUUAAUUGCCUGUCUAUUGCGGGUGAGUGUUUUGUAAACAGUUUGUACGCACGCUCAAUAUGUACUCAGUUAGUCUGCGUUUCCAUUGUUCAUUAAUGUCUCGGAAACGGUGGAAAACAACAUCAAUACAACAUGUUCAGGACUAAAUCAUUGCCAUGACAAUUGAUAAUAGAACUAGGAACUGCCUGACUACAUUACAACAGUAACAGUUAGGAGGGGGGGAGGGAGUUGAUUUCAUAGUUGCUAGGCAACUGUUUACUUGUAUACCAUUCUUGAUGUAGCAUACUUCACCUGGUCCAUACUCCUAGUCUAGUAGCUACCUUCCUUUUACUUUUGAUAUUUGUCUUUGUGAGAAAAUGUUUGCAGCUGCUUCCAUAUAAGUACAUAAUGUAUCCAUUACAUUUUAUUGGGUAGAAAUAAAAUGACUUAUUAACUAAUCACGAGACUUAUUGGUCUCCUGCUGCUGUAGUCCAUCCACAUCAAGGGGGCGACAUGGCUCGGGCAGUAAGAGCAGUCGUCUGGCAGUCGGAGGGUUGCCGAUUCGAUCCCCUGCCCGGGCUGUGUCGAAGUGUCCCUGAGCAAGACACCUAACCCCCAAAUGCUCCUGACGAGCUGGUCGGGGCCUUGCAUGGCAGCCAAUCGCCGUCGGUGUGUGAGUGUGUGUAUGAAUGAGUGAAUGGAGAAGCAUCAGCAUUGUACAGCGCUUUGGACAGAGGCGCUAUAUAAAUGCCUGCCAUUUACCAUUUAUCAAGGUUCCACGCGCUGUGUGUUCAGAGAUGCUCUUCUGCGUACCGCUGUGGUAAUGCGUGGUUGUUCCAGUUACUGUCAGCGUUACUGUCUAACGAGGCGUCUUCGCCCACGUACCCUCCGCUCACUGGCGGGUCCCUCUGCACCAUUCCCUGUAAACUCAGAUCACUUUCAUUUACUCCCUGUUCUGAUGUUUGGUCUGAACAAGAGCCGAACCCCUUGACCGUGUCUGCAUUGUUUAUGCAUUGAGUUGCUGCCACACGAUUGUCUGAUUAGACUUGCACGGGUCUAAUAAAGUCUAAUAGAGUGGUCACUGAGGAUGGAAAGAGCAUGACAGUGAUUAGGAUUGGAUUUGAACUUCUACUGAAGAAUCCGCAGUACAAGCGGCAGUGAAAUAGCAAACCGAGACGUGUUGUGUUACAUUACAUUACAUUACAUUACAUUACAUUACACUACAUUACAUUACAUUACAUUAUUGGCAUUUUGGCAGACGCUCUUAUCCAGAGAGACGUACAGUUGAUUAGACUAAGCAGGAGACAAUCCUCCCCUGGAGCAAUGCAGGGUUAAGGGCCCAACGGCUGUGCGGAUCUUAUUGUGGCUACACUGGGGUUAGAACCAACAACCUUGCGUGUCCCAGUCAUUUACCUGAACCACUACAGGCCGCCCCUUAUGUUUGUGUGUAUGUGUGUGUGUGUGUGUGUGUGUGGGGUGUGAAAGGGCUUCAGCAAGAGUCACCCGGCCUGACACACACACUCCCUCCGUAUCUGCGUGUGAAUCUGCGGACGCAAACUGUGAACAUCAGCGCUCGAUGUCUGACAGAUGCCCUUCGUCACCGCGUAGACACGUCAGCGUCAACGUCGCGUUGUCUACUCUCUCGUGCCGACACGUGCUGGCAGAUCUUUCAGUCCGCUAAAAACCAGAUCAGCGCUGGAAGUCACAAGAGGACGGGGGUUCAUUCAAGAACGCCCCACAGAGGCACAAAUCUGGAACAGUUACGUUCAGUUUUCAACUCUGUCUUAUUUGUACAGCGGUUUUCACAGAAGACCCUUUCAGAGUAGCAGAAGGGAGGAGAGGACAGGGGCGAACUCCCUGAACGGAGCGGUGUUAUGCUUUGCGUGGUUUUAUGAGCCCACAACCAAUCUGCGUGUCUACAACCUGAUGUUUUUAUCUUUCUCUCUCUCCCUCUUUCCCUCUCUCUUUUCAUGGCAUGGCCUCUCCCUCCCUUUCUCCCCCCUCUCUCCCUCUCUCUCCCUCUCUGUCACUCUGUCUGCAGGAUAUGCAGAUAUACACCAGAUGUUGCAUCAUCAAAAAGAUAUAUUUGGUUUGAUUUACUCCGUUCGGCGGAUUUCCUCCUCUUUGUUGCCUCUCUCAGUCAAUACGACCAGUUUGAAUCGAGUGCCACUCUCCCUGCCCCUGUCCAGCGAACAGAAUUCCGAGAACCUCCUGAGGAUGAACUUAAAGAUCUUCAAGCAGAUUAUCAGCAACCACUUCUUCCGUUCCAUGCCUCUCAUCCUCUUCCUCAACAAGAAGGACGUCCUGGCCGAGAAGAUCCAGACGUCCCACCUGCAGACCUACUUCCCCGAAUUCACAGGGAAGCAGGGUGAUGCUGAAGCAGCCAUGGACUUCAUCAGGGGCCUGUUCCUGAGUAUCGUGAUCGCGGAAGGGAGGCUCGUGUGUGUCCACUUCACCUGCGCCCUCGACCCGGGGAACAUUCGCCAGGUCUUCUGCGAUGUCAAGGACAACGUGCUCGCCUGUGAACUGAGCUUCUCUAGUGACAUCUGACCUGUGACCUCUGACCCUGCUCUUCUUCUAUUCCAUUCCAGCACCGACCGGUGUCGCCACGGUGACGGACAUUACUAUAGGGCAGGGGUCGGUAACCCUGGAUCUGGACCCUGAUGUUCCAGAAACGUUUAUGCUGCUAACGUGACGUUUAGCUAUGGGCUUGUAUUACGGCAGCGAUUAUCUCUGGCAACUCUGAAUUCAGAUCCAGUUCUUUUCUCCCAGGUAAUUAGUGCUACCAAGGAUGUGAGAAUUUCAAGAUUUUCUCAUUUCAAGAUUUGCUAACAGGGGUGAGAAAAUUUCACUUGGCAAGCAAACAAGCUAAUAUUUUUCUAGAGAGAGAAAAAAAGAAACUUUUUUUGAAGAUGCCAUUAUGUGUGUAUGUAUGUAUUACGGGUGACCUCUGACCUGUGACCUCUGACCUGCUCUUCUUCUACUGUGCCAUACCAGACAAUACUACGUGUCCUCAGACUCAUUUUCUCCCCGUCCCUCUACUGUGGCUCCUCAGGUUAUGCAGGUUAUGCAGGUUAUGUCGACAAUGCAGAAUCCAUUCUACAAUAAACAGAACUUCAUUACUCUC
This is a messenger RNA of Conger conger (European conger), 3795 nucleotides long. RefSeq names its product guanine nucleotide-binding protein G(q) subunit alpha-like. Bases 2595 to 3218 code for a protein of 207 amino acids. NCBI's taxonomy places the organism in Eukaryota, Metazoa, Chordata, Actinopteri, Anguilliformes, Congridae. The record is from RefSeq and is a predicted model, not a curated record. Gene Ontology annotation, molecular function: guanyl nucleotide binding; G protein-coupled receptor binding; GTPase activity. The transcript has 3 exons. Gene Ontology annotation, biological process: action potential; adenylate cyclase-modulating G protein-coupled receptor signaling pathway; phospholipase C-activating dopamine receptor signaling pathway. Gene Ontology annotation, cellular component: heterotrimeric G-protein complex.